AUGCGCUGCCAAGGACAUGCACGUUUCUCUUUAGCCGUGACGGCAGGACUGGUCCUCGGGUCUCUUCCAGGGACGAGUGCGGCGCCAUACUCGAACUCGACAGGACCACACUGCCGCUACAUCCCCGGUGACGAUCGCUGGCCCAGCCAUGCGGAGUGGAAACACCUGAACCAAUCCGUUGGUGGAAGGCUGAUCCAGGGGAAACCCCUCGCUCAAAGCUGCCAUGCUCUCAGCUACAAUGUCGACGAAUGUAUUGGUGUGCAGAGCCAAUGGACCCAGGCUCCAAUCUUCCUCGAUGACCCCGUCAACGUCAUGGCGCCCCUCUGGCUAAACAACUCAUGCAGCCCCUUCACGGGCCGAGACUCAUCCUGCUCCCUCGGCAACAUCGCCUCCUACGCCAUCAACGUCACCAGCGCGGCCGACAUCGCAGCGGGCCUCAAGUUCGCCAAGAAGAAGAACAUCCGACUGACGGUGAAAAACACGGGCCACGACUUCAUCGGCAGGUCGGCGGGCGGCGGAUCUCUGGCUCUGUGGACGCACAACCUGAAGCGCAUCUCCUUCCUCGACUAUAAGAGCCUCCACUACACCGGACCAGCCGUCCGGCUCGGCGCCGGCGUUCAGGCGUACGAAGCAUACGAGGCGGUCGCUGCCCGAGGUCUACGGGUCACGGGCGGUUUCUGCUCGACGGUCGGCAUCGCGGGGGGGUACGUCCAGGGUGGCGGUCACGGUCCGCUCGAGGGUCUGUACGGGCUCGCGGCGGAUAACACGCUCGAGUUCGAGGUCGUGACCGCCGACGGGAGGCACCUGACUGUCACGCCGACGCGGCACUCGGACCUGUUCUGGGCGCUCAACGGCGGAGGGGGUGGGACUUAUGCCGUGGUGCUCUCGCACACAACGCGUGUCCAUGUCGACGGGCCAGUCGCGGGCGCGUCGCUGGCGUUCAACAACACUGACCCCGACGUGUACUGGGCCGCAAUAGAGGCCUGGCAUGAGCACCUGCUCGUCCUAGAUGACAUCGUCGGCUUCAACAGCGUCUUUGGUAUCUCAGACGUGGCAUUUGGCCUCUCCUUCGCGACACUACCAGGCUCCGACGCAGCAGGCAUCACCGCGGCCCUGGCGCCGUUCACGAACAGGCUCGACGACCUCGGCAUAGAAUACACCUUCUCCGCGACAGAAAGGCCAGGCUUCUACGAGCACUACGCCUACUACACCGCCGACCUGCCCUUCGGAAACUACCCCACCACCCUCCUCAUCGGCGGCCGACUAAUCCCACGCUCAGCCGCUCGUCCGACCAACCGCGCCGCCCUCGUCGCCGCCCUCCGCGACGUAGUCGCCCCCAGCACCGACCCCUCAGCGCCCAGCUACGCCGUCAAUGGCAUAGCGUCGGACGUGACCCGGGCGGCGACGCACGCCCCCAACGCGGUGCUGCCCGCGUGGCGCAACUCGCUGUACUGGCUCAACGUGGUGACGGACUCGGACCCCUUCAACGCCUCGGCGGCGGCGCUGCGGCCGCUCCAGGACGGGCUGAACCGCAGGCAGGAUCGCGUCAAGGCCGUCACGCCCGGCGGCGGGGCGUACAUGAGCGAGGCCACGUUUGACAAUCCGGAUUGGAAGAGGGAUUACUACGGGGUGAAUUAUGCGCGUCUGUUGGCGGUCAAGAGGAGGCACGAUCCGGAUUUCUUGUUCUAUGGCCCUGCGUCUGUUGGGAGCGACCACUGGGUUGUGGCGGCGGAUGGGAGGUUGUGUCGGGCGGGACGGGGUUGGGAUAAUUGA
Phialemonium atrogriseum is the source of this 1773-nucleotide messenger RNA. Its product is annotated as FAD-linked oxidoreductase. The record is from RefSeq and is a predicted model, not a curated record. The transcript has 2 exons. Bases 1 to 1773 code for a protein of 590 amino acids. Gene Ontology annotation, molecular function: FAD binding; oxidoreductase activity. NCBI's taxonomy places the organism in Eukaryota, Fungi, Ascomycota, Sordariomycetes, Cephalothecales, Cephalothecaceae.